Diceros bicornis minor is the source of this 4502-nucleotide messenger RNA. It is a transcript of the gene KATNAL1, whose product is annotated as katanin catalytic subunit A1 like 1. Gene Ontology annotation, biological process: microtubule severing. The transcript has 10 exons. The coding region runs from base 12 to 1484 and encodes 490 amino acids. Lineage: Eukaryota; Metazoa; Chordata; Mammalia; Perissodactyla; Rhinocerotidae. Gene Ontology annotation, molecular function: microtubule binding; ATP binding; microtubule severing ATPase activity. Gene Ontology annotation, cellular component: microtubule cytoskeleton; microtubule. The record is from RefSeq and is a predicted model, not a curated record.
UCUGAAAGAAGAUGAAUUUGGCCGAGAUUUGUGACAAUGCAAAGAAAGGAAGAGAAUAUGCACUUCUUGGAAAUUAUGACUCGUCGAUGGUAUAUUAUCAGGGAGUGAUACAGCAGAUUCAGAGACAUUGCCAGACAGUCAGAGACCCGGCUGUCAAAGGCAAAUGGCAGCAGGUUCGGCAGGAAUUACUGGAAGAAUAUGAACAAGUUAAAAGUAUUGUCAGCACUUUGGAAAGUUUUAAAAUCGACAAGCCCCCAGAUUUCCCUGUGUCCUCUCAAGAUGAACCAUUUAGAGAUCCUGCUGUUUGGCCGCCCCCUGUACCUGCAGAACACAGAGCUCCGCCUCAGAUAAGGCGUUCCAAUCGAGAAGUAAGGCCUCUGAGGAAAGAAAUGCCAGGAGGUGGAGCCCGGGGGCCUGUAGGCCGAGCACAUCCGAUAUCAAAGAGUGAAAAACCCUCCGCAAGUAGGGACAAGGAUUAUAGAGCAAGAGGGAGAGAGGACAAGGGAAGGAAAAAUAUGCAAGAUGGUGCAAGUGAUGGUGAAAUUCCAAAAUUUGAUGGUGCUGGAUAUGAUAAGGAUCUGGUGGAAGCCCUUGAGAGAGACAUUGUAUCCAGGAAUCCUAGCAUUCAUUGGGAUGACAUAGCAGAUUUGGAAGAAGCUAAGAAGUUGCUAAGGGAAGCUGUUGUUCUUCCAAUGUGGAUGCCUGACUUUUUCAAAGGGAUUAGAAGGCCAUGGAAGGGUGUGCUGAUGGUUGGACCCCCAGGCACUGGUAAGACUAUGCUAGCUAAAGCUGUUGCCACUGAAUGUGGCACAACAUUCUUCAACGUUUCCUCUUCUACACUGACAUCUAAAUAUAGAGGUGAAUCUGAGAAGUUAGUCCGUCUGUUGUUUGAAAUGGCUAGAUUUUAUGCCCCCACCACAAUCUUCAUUGAUGAGAUAGAUUCUAUCUGCAGUCGAAGAGGAACCUCUGAUGAACAUGAGGCAAGUCGCAGAGUCAAGUCUGAACUACUCAUUCAGAUGGAUGGAGUUGGAGGAGCUUUAGAGAGUGAUGAUCCUUCCAAAAUGGUUAUGGUGUUGGCUGCUACUAACUUCCCAUGGGACAUCGAUGAAGCUUUGCGAAGGAGAUUAGAAAAAAGGAUAUAUAUACCUCUCCCAACAGCAAAAGGAAGAACUGAGCUUCUGAAGAUCAAUCUUCGUGAGGUUGAAUUGGAUCCUGAUAUCCAACUGGAAGAUAUAGCAGAGAAGAUUGAGGGCUAUUCUGGUGCUGAUAUAACUAAUGUUUGCAGGGAUGCCUCUUUAAUGGCAAUGAGACGGCGAAUCAAUGGCUUAAGUCCAGAAGAGAUCCGUGCACUUUCUAAAGAGGAACUUCAGAUGCCAGUUACCAAAGGAGACUUUGAAUUGGCUCUUAAGAAAAUUGCUAAGUCUGUCUCUGCUGCAGACUUGGAGAAGUAUGAAAAAUGGAUGGUUGAAUUUGGAUCUGCUUGAAUUUCUGUCAGCUCUUUCAUUUCUGGUAUUUUUGUUUAUAAAAUGUGAAGACGUUCCUGCAAUUUUUUUUAAAAAACAGGUUUGGAACUUAUCAUUGGAGAGAUUUUCACUUAAAGGAAAAAAACCCUAAAACCCCAAAGAAUAUAAAUGCAGUUGAGAAAUAAGAAAAGCUUGCAUAGAGAGCCUGAUAAUUUCCAUCACCUGGCUUUGUGCUGGUAUUCCACAUACUCAUGCAUCAACAUUGCACACCCAAACCAGUGUGUCAGAGGCUGAAGAAAGUGAUCAAUGUGCUAUUGUAGAAACUUGUUUACAGAAGAUUUAGAAGGUCCUCUUUUUCUCACUUGCAUUUGUUGUUUUUUGCUUUUUUCUGUUCUUUGCUCUGAACAUGAGGGACCUCUAUACAUUGACUUUUAACAUCAAAACUGGGUUUGUGUCAACUUCAUUAUUUGUUGUUAAGAAUGAUAGUUUGGGAUUAAAUAAUGAAUUUGCUAAUUACACCUGUAGAAUUCAACUAUUACUGUUAGAGUCUAUCAUAUAGUUAAGAUUUUUACCCUCCCUUCCCCCACCAUUUCUUCUACUAGCUGUUUAAUCUUUUAUUAAGCUUUAUGGGGGAGUAUCCUCAUGCUUUGUGGUUUUUGAAUCAUUUGGCCAGGUCGUUUCUCUGGUCUUUAGUAUUUUUUGCCGGCACUUUUUAUAUUUCAUAUCGGAAGGGUGGGAAGCAUAUUGUGAUUGCAGAAGAUGCACUUCCUCAUUCUAGACUUCUAAGUUUGUUUUCACUUUUCUUUCACUGUGUUCAAACAGAUAAACCCUUUUUUUUUUCUCAGCUCCAACAUUGUUUGAUUUUUGCUGAAUUUGACUUUCGUAUUCUAAGUAAAUACUUUGGUAUUCUAAACAAGUCCACUCUCUUGUGGUUGAUGCAAAGGAAACAAAACAAAAUCUUUAUAGUUUUCCAGACAGCUUGUUUAACAAAAUAACAUCGUACAUAAUGAACGAUGUUUAUUUGAAAAGAUUAAAAUUAUUCCUUGCCUAGGUUGAGAACUUGUACACACAGUGAGAUUAGGAUAGAAAUCUGACAUGCUCACUCAGUUCAGCAAGAAUUACACAAUAGAAAGAGGCCAGAAAAAGUAGAUGGCGUAUAUCUAAUCACAAGUAGAGUACAGUCAUGCGCUGCAUAACAGCGUUUCAGUCACUGCAGGCCAAUGGUGGUCCCUAAGAUUAGUACCAUAUAGCCUAGGUGUGUAGUAGACUGUAUACGUCUAGGUUUGUGUAAGCAGACUCUAUGAUGUUUGCACUACGAAAUUGCUUAACGACACAUUUCUCAGAAUGUAUCCCUGUUGUUAAGUGACGCAUGACUGUAUCCUGGUGUUAGUUUUUUAAAAUUACAUUUAUCCUAUUUUGAUUGGGCAACCUGUGCUUUAAUGGUCAAGCUUUUUAAAAUUUGUAUUGAUGGUAUCCUGAAUUCUCAAUUUUGGACAGCACCUACUGGUUUAAAACUAAAAAUAAUAUAACUUUCUAGAUACUUAAAGAAAAAGUCCUAGUAUCUUGCUUAAGAGAUUUUUUUUUCACUAAGAACUGUGUAAUUUUCGGAUAACUUAAGUCUGCCUUUAAACUCCAGUGUUUAUCUAAUGCUGUAAAUUACCCUCCUUUCCUCUGAGGCAUAGAUUAUAAGAGUUAAAAUCAGAAGGCAUCAUGAUUUUAUUUCAAUUGAAUUAAUUCAUCUUAGAAUUUGCAGUUUCCUUUUAUUAAUGAACUUUUUUAAGUAAAGAAAUAAGUAAUCCCACUAAUAUAGUCUUGCAAACUAUUGCCAUCCAGUAAUCUAUUUUUUUCCUGAAGUCCCAGGGGCAAUCAUUAAAGCAUUAGUGUUUUGAUUCCUAAAACUUGUUUGUAUAUUUUAGUUGAUUAGUUAGACCAUUUUUCUAGGUUUUAUGUUAUUUGUCUUGGCAUGCAUUUUAUUUUUUUUCUUGAAUUCUUCAUGGAUCAUAACAUGGUAAUUAUGAUUUUUAAAAAUUAUCAGUUAAGCAGUAUUUGGAGACUCAAGCUUCCUGAAAGCUUAUCUUUACUACGUUAAGUGUGCUGUUUUAUUUCCCUUUUUUCUCAUUUGACUCUGUCAGUGGAUGGUGAAUGCCUUGUAUAUCUCAAACUCCUUAAAGGAUCUUGAGGAGGUCCCUCUGGUGUUCUAUCCAACCUUUACUGUACAUUGUAUGUACAUUGUCUUUAUUGCAAGAUAGUGUGUUGCCUUACCCAGAAUGAGCGAAUUGUUGUGUUUUGCUUUGUUUUACUUUUUCUUUGUUGCAUUAUCAAAUUAGAAAGAUUUUGGUUCCUUUAAUUCAUCUGAAAACAUGAGUAUUUUGGGUUCUGCAGCACAAUGGUGUUAGGACUAAGUUUUGUACAAUUCUGUCUUGCAGAUAUUUGAUCAGAUAGUUCCUUCAUUCAGCAGGCUUGCGUUGAUUGCUUAGUGUGUACACCACCCUCGGGUGGGAGCUCUGUGGCUUACAGAGUUGGAUCAGGCAGUGCGGUUGUGACUGGGAACUCUGUGUAAUUACACUGUGUAGCUUCUGGCUCCAACUGAUGCAGCGAGUUCAGAUCAUAAAUGGAGAGGCACAGUAUCUGUGUGUGCUUUGGGAAGAUGGUACGUAAAAGUUUCUCUCUUUUUCUGUCUUUAAAUCUGUUUUAAAAUUAGAACUGGAUGGGCCGGCCCCGUGGCUUAGCGGUUAAGUGCGCAUGCUCCGCUGCUGGCGGCCCGGGUUCGGAUCCUGGGCGCGCACCGACGCACUGCUUCUCUGGCCAUGCUGAGGCCGCGUCCCACAUACAGCAACUAGAAGGAUGUGCAGCUAUGACAUAUAAUUAUCUACUGGGGCUUUGGGGGGAAAAUAAAUAAAUAAAAUCUUUAAAAAAAAAAAAAGUGAUUAAAAUUAGAACUCGUACCCAUUUGUUUGAACAAUAUAACUGUUAUAGAUCUGACUAUUUUCAUGAAGCAUUUCUGUCAUUUCUCAGCUACAUCUUUAUUGUAAACAUGUA